This is a messenger RNA of Ricinus communis (castor bean), 1112 nucleotides long. RefSeq lists its product as uncharacterized. Gene Ontology annotation, molecular function: protein binding. The record is from RefSeq and is a predicted model, not a curated record. The transcript has a single exon. The coding region runs from base 340 to 984 and encodes 214 amino acids. NCBI's taxonomy places the organism in Eukaryota, Viridiplantae, Streptophyta, Magnoliopsida, Malpighiales, Euphorbiaceae.
UAAAAUAUUUAAAUAUCGAGGCCCUUCUCUCUAUCAGUUGCAUUCCAGUAUAUACAACAAGAAUUAUUCAAUCAACUGUAUACAAAUGAAAAACCCAUAAAUCAAAUUAGUAACCUAACAAUUAAAAAGAAAUAAAAAUCAGUAACAUAAAAGGAAAAUGCAAGAUUUGCUCGUUCGUUAGUUCAAUUUGUUAUCUGCAAACCAACUCGAUCAAAAUAAUUUAACUCCGGGCCUAAAUUAGUAUAGACUUGAGACCCAACACAACAACAAGGCCAAUGCCAUCAUCAAUCCAUUUGCUUCUAAACUCCACGCCCACAACACAACAAACAACACUGGCAAAUGGAAGCAACAGAAGUUGCACUGCAGGUAGCCAUUCUUUUACUAACCCUAGCAAUGUUCAUAGCAAUCCAGUAUUUCCCCAAACAAGCCCUAACAAAACUCCGAGCCAAGAACCGAACCUCACUCCAAGCCAAUCGUCACCUGAUCCAAGCCACCCACUUCCUCUCCAAAGCUAAAUCCAUACCUCAUAAUAAUAAAUCUCAAUCUCAAACCCUAGCUAGAAACGCACUCUUAGAAGCCGAAUCGGCAAUCUCUCUCUCUCCUAGAGACCCAGCCCCUUUAAUUCUCAAAGCACUUGUUCUCGAUCUACUCGGCCACAAAGGUUCUGCGCUUAAAUCGCUUGAUUUAGCGCUUUCUUCGCCGCGCGUAAAGUCGCUCGAAGGGAGGGAGCGCGGGGAUGCGCUUGUUAAACGAGCUGAGUUGAAGACGAGCGUGAAUCGGAGACGCCGAGUUGACUCCGCGAUUGAGGAUUUAAGGGAAGCGGUCAAGCUGAGUGGGGAAAGUGAGAGAGUGUAUUGUUUGUUGGGUCAGUGUUAUGAGUGGAAAGGAAAGAAGGAUGAGGCUCGAUGGGCUUAUGGUCAGGUCUUGAAGGCCCAUCCUGGGUCCGUUCUGGCUCUUGAAGGUUUGGACCGGUUGGGCUUGUAAUGUGCAUUAACACUUUGAUUAUGUGUGGUGUGUGAAUUACAAUUAUUCAUCUUGUAAUGUAAUGCCAUGAAAAAGAAGUGGGAUGUUUACACAAAUUCCCUUUCUUAGUGUUUUUUUUCCAAUGCUAA